Molecule: messenger RNA, 3276 nt
Organism: Orussus abietinus
Lineage: Eukaryota; Metazoa; Arthropoda; Insecta; Hymenoptera; Orussidae
Gene: drk
Product: protein enhancer of sevenless 2B
Exons: 6
Coding region: 374-1009 (211 amino acids)
Molecular function (GO): protein binding
Source: RefSeq, a predicted model, not a curated record
ACCGUGUUGACGCACACACGGGCCGAGGCACACGUAGCAACCCGUCGGAGAUUCGCUACGCACCGUCCGGGUAAUAUCACGAUACCGUGAUACGUGCACCGUGUGCGGAUACGUGUCCCUCCCCGAGUCUCUCCCAAGGUAAAGCAGGCGGCAGGGAGACUACGGUCGGCGCAGGGGUGGCAAGGGCCAGCGGAGGCAAAACCGGACACCGACGUUGAACACCUCCUCGGAUCGCGAUUACUGGGCCCCAACGGAAACCUGACGAAUAUCUCGACCUGUCCCGGAAACCUCGGAGGGAGGCGACCCUAUACUCCGGACGAACGGGCCCGAGAGUUCGAGAAGAUCGGGAGGAGAGACUGGGUGCCACUGGGAAAUGGAGGCGAUAGCCAAGCACGACUUUACCGCUACGGCCGAGGACGAGCUCAGCUUUCGCCGCAGUCAGAUACUCAAGAUCCUUAAUAUGGAGGAUGACAUGAAUUGGUACAGAGCAGAAUUGGACUCUAGAGAAGGCCUCAUACCAAGCAACUACAUAGAAAUGAAGAAUCACGAUUGGUACUAUGGUAGAAUUACUAGAGCAGAUGCAGAAAGACUACUAAUGAACAAACACGAAGGUGCCUUCCUCAUAAGGAUCAGCGAGAGCUCACCGGGAGAUUUUUCUCUCUCUGUCAAGUGCUCCGAUGGCGUGCAACAUUUCAAAGUCCUACGAGAUGCGCAAGGAAAGUUCUUUCUUUGGGUUGUUAAAUUCAACAGUUUGAACGAACUGGUAGAGUACCACCGUACAGCAUCGGUUUCACGUUCGCAGGAUGUCAAACUACGCGACAUGAUUCCAGAAGAGUGUCUAGUGCAGGCAUUGUACGACUUUACACCCCAGGAGCCUGGAGAGCUGGAGUUCAGAAGAGGCGAUGUCAUCACUGUGACGGAUCGCACCGACCAGCACUGGUGGCACGGUGAGAUCGGCAACAGAAGGGGACUAUUCCCAUCUACUUACGUUACUCCCUACCAUUCUUAGACUUUGUACCGGUCUUGUGGUAACGGACGACGUGAUUCACCAGCUUAUCCCAGGCACAUCACCUACGAGAUCAGACUAACCGCGGAACCGAUAAACGAGAUUCUACAAACGCCGCUUAUCGAGUGGGCCGCCAGAUUGUAUCGGCGGUCGGGAGCCGUGUAAACGAUGCAGCACUUUGGCAAAUGGAAAAUUACCCACGCUCAACCGGAUGCGUUACCUGACCAGGUUGGGAGACGAAAAUCGCAUCCACCUGUCCGUCGUCACGAGGGAAACGGGGGGAAAAUAAUAUCCGGAGACGAAAGAAAUGCAUCGACAUUUUCAGUUCGUCGGGAACACGAGGUUCUCACGGAUGUACGAGUCGCCCUGAGGAGACUCGACUCUCUCCCCACGAUUAGUCUAAGAUAUUAAUUCCUAAGGCUCGUCCAUUCUCGUGCAACCCGUAUCUCGGUCUCCCUCGGGGCAACUCGUGCCUGGAACUGUACAAUAAUUCACCGAUGCAACGUGCCCAACGCGCGUUGCCAUCCCCGCGGCCAUGUGACAACCGUAUUACAGGAGCUCGGCAACAAAACGCGCUUCUCCCCCUCCCCGGGAGGGGGGGAACAUUGAACGGCGGGUGACUUUGUAUUUUUUCAAUAAUCUCUUCCUCUACCCUCUUCACCGCACCCUGGGGUGAAAGGAUGAACUUCUUUUCGACGAUUCGAGGGCCUAGCUAGUGGUUUUAACCGAUACCGGGGGAAUUACGCGUUGAUAUACACUAUACAUAAUUAUAUACAUAUAUAUAUAUAUAUAUAGGUAUACGUAUAUAUGUAUAUAAGCCGUUAAAUUAAAGCGGUAGCAUCGAGACGUGUCGCCUUUUAGCAUUCUGGGUCCGGAGAAUAAUAGAUUGGGACCGUAAUACUUGUAACCUGAUCAACGAAGGGGAAUGGAAAUAUGUGUAGCCGAUGCGUGUUAACUGCAUUAAGUAGUACUGCCUAAAAAAAUGUGUAACGCAUGUUAGGUUGACUCGAGUAAAUCCUUGGACGAUUGAUUUUUUUUAAACAAGUCAUAUCGAGGGGCUGUUCACUUGGAAAUUGGUGAAAACUAUUUCUUCCUUUGAGAACCGAUUGCCUUUGAUUUUGUUUUAUAAAGAACAUGGACUCGGUAAUUGAGGACUAUUAGCCUUAAAAUUGUGACAAUGUUUCGGUAACUCUCAACAACUUACAGCUGAUUUCCACGUGAUUUUGGGUGUUAAAAUCCGUGAUCCAGCGAGUGGAUAACCUCUCGAGUUGUAUACUGCCGUUAUCUGUUUUGGAACAGGAGAAGAUAUGCAGGUUAGCGUCUAGCUCAGGGUAAUUCAUUCCUCCCCUUGUGGUAGUAGGCACGAGUUAUGUAGAUACACGGGAACGAAACACGCACGCACGUACGCACCACGGUGGUUUUUUCCUGAUCUUCAAAACGGCGCACGAAAUCGACGAGGUCGGCUAACGAGUAAAACUCGACGUGUAGGCACGAUGAGUGCGAUAUUUUCAGGAUACUUUGCGAGUACGUGUACAGAAAGUACCGUCGAGGAUUUUUUAUUUUUACUUAUUAGCCGCGCGGGAGAAAUUGUGUCGCGCGAGGGGGCGAAUUUUUUUUUUCUUUUGGAGGAAGCGUUGACACCGAUAUGUAGAUUUGUAUACAUACAGAGGGAAACGUCGACGGCCAUCGAUUCUAGUCUGCCUAGGAUUUGGAAAUCGCGAAUUUAAUGUCGAAACUUUGUCGUAACUUCGGUGGAAGUGCGAAGAUAUGAAUCCGCGCGUUCCUUGUAAAUGCUACAAUUUCGAGAUCCCAGAAGUCGAGUUUGCCGAGAGGCGAGACGAUCGUUGACAACUACAUGCAAAUCAGCCCGUUGAUCCGUUUCGGAGCCGGCUGACCGUUUUUUCGCUCUCAUUUUUCGAUUCAUCCCUCAGUUAAGGAACUCUCGAUAUCUGUAGAGGAGCAAAAGUAUUAUACAUUUAUAUACGUAGAUAUAUAUAUAUAUAUAUAUACACACACACAUUUUCUCUCUUUCUUUUUUUUUUCUUUCUUUUCGUUUCUCCAAGUCGUUUUCAGCACGACCCAGGCAAAUGAAAGCUUCACUUUGCACAUAUAAACACGGAUGGAAAGCUAGCCUCUUAUCACGUUUAUAACGACGACCUAUGCAGUGGUAUCAUCGUCAUCGUCAUCAUCGCGUUAUGUUAUGUUUUAUGAUUAACUAUGCAUAUAUAUAUAUAGUAUAUACAUAUGUACAUUACAUUACAUUAAUCGGA